Molecule: messenger RNA, 267 nt
Organism: Hepatospora eriocheir
Lineage: Eukaryota; Fungi; Microsporidia; Hepatosporidae
Source: the annotation of a GenBank genome assembly
AUGAAGAUACAAAAUGGGGAGUAUAUAGAGAAGGUAAAUAAACGACGAAAAGAUGUUGACUUUUUAAAUAAGCUUGUUCUUGUCAAGAACCGCGAUGUUUCUAAAUUAGCACCAAAAUUUUUAGGGCCUUAUAGAGUCCUUGAUGUCAAACCAGAGUUUAACACUGUAUCAGUCGAUAUAGAUGGUACUACUAAACGUUUCUCUUUUAGAGACAUAAAACCCUUUAAGGAAGAGGAGGGUGUCGUAACCGAGGUUACUUACAAUUGA